Messenger RNA from Acanthaster planci (crown-of-thorns starfish), 2389 nucleotides. RefSeq names its product GRAM domain-containing protein 2B-like. The record is from RefSeq and is a predicted model, not a curated record. Gene Ontology annotation, cellular component: cytoplasmic microtubule. Lineage: Eukaryota; Metazoa; Echinodermata; Asteroidea; Valvatida; Acanthasteridae.
GACAUUGGACGUGCAAAUAAAUUUUCUUUACAGUCGAUGCUCGACACUAAACGCCUGUGGUUGAGUUUAUACUCGCGUAGCGAAAGAGAACUGUUGCAAUAUCGACUGAAUCUGUCACCGCGGAGAGUCUCUUUGAAAUGGAGGAAACAGUGAAAGAAACGCACCCCCACGAUGCUGUGGCAUCAGAUCCCGUUCAUCUCAGACCACGCUCCAGGUCGGCAUUCGCCAUUGGUGGUGUGAGAUCAUUGUCCCAAUCAGAAGAGGGAGUGGAAGGAGGAAGUCCGGUAAAACCGCGUCUGCACAACCGGUGGUCCUACGAGGGAAUUCGACGUGUGUCGUUUUCGUCAGACAAUGCGUUGGAGGAGACUGACAUCCAAGUGGUGGGAAGCCCGACGAGCCUGAAACCCUCGAUACAGAUCACAGUGGCAGGAGGCGCUGAUGGUAGCGACAUCCUGGAAGCUGACGAAGCGCCGUCAUCGCCUCAACUGACAGAUAAGAAAGACAGCCUGAGGUUACGAACCACAAGCAGAUCAAGAUCAUUGCCAAAAGUCAUUGUGGGAGCAUUCUCCAAGCUUGAGGAGAAAAGCCAAGGUAAUCGUAACAGACAAUAUCACAAAUUGUUUGAAGGCAUCUCACCAAACGAAAACCUGGUAAAAUCUUACCCUUGUGCUUUAAUGCGCGACAUACUGAUACAAGGCAGAAUGUUCAUAUCUGCCAACUGGAUCUGCUUCUACUCCAACAUCUUGAUAGGUCACGAGACCAAGAUUGCUAUUCCGGUGGAUACAAUCCGCGCCAUUUUCAAAAUGAAGUACACUUUCCUGGUUCCUAGUGCGAUAAGCAUCCACACACAUACGAACAAGCAUGUCUUCGGUUCUCUCCUGUCUCGUCGAGCUACGUACAAGAAAUUAAUGCAAAUUUGGGACGGCAAAUCCAAUGAUGAUGAUGAGGAAAAAUCAACUGUCAGCCACGAUGGGUCCUACUACGCCGACGGUCCCGAAACAUCUGUCACCGAGAACCAACCCUCGGAUGAUAGCGAUGAUAAUUCACGACGAUCGUAUCGACUCAGAUCUGGAUCCCGUAAGAAGAAUUCUCGACGAGAAUACCGUGUCCCAGAAGACCAAGAACGAGUUGAACAGAAAACGGCCACUGGUGGGCGGCUAAGUCCAUCGACGUUUAUGACAAGGGUGAAAUACGUGGCAGCAUCUGUCCGGGCCAAGCAUCUCGUGUUGCCCCUAGCUAUAUUGGUGAUAUGUUGCCUCUCCGUCUCGUCGGUCGUCUUGUCUUAUCGCAUUGCCAGAAUACAGGCUCAACUGCAGAGACUCCCAGAUGUAGCAGAGGCUUUGGAGUGGAAUAGGUUACUCGUCGCUAGUCAGUCAGGACAUAUCGACCAGAUUUCCAAAAUUCGAGAUACACUGGUGCUCAGUUUACAAUUACUUAACAAGAUGCAUUCGUCACUGGAUCUGCUCUACCAAUCGACAACCAACACUGACGUGAAUAGUCCCCCACCACAGUUGUAGCCGUGGGCUGGGUCAUUCGGACGACUUUUUCGAUUCUACCUCUCUGUACAUGUACUUAGACUGCUAUCAAUCAGAGGGAUGGGCAGGGACAUUGAAAAGAUGUAGACUUGAUUCAAGUGCCUUAGCAAUUUUCUUUUUUUUUUAGCAAUCAAUGAAAAUACGUAUUCAACUAUAUUUUCAUUAGUGCCAUUUUAAGGGUAUGUUUAGGUGUUUUUGAGUUUUGACUGUUUGUUUGUUUGUUUGUUGUUACUUGCACAUGCGCAUCGUCAUGAGCAAAACUUUGUCACUCCGAGCACAAAAAAUUGCCAUAAUGUGAUGAUUCACCGUCGGUCUUCGUACACUGCGAUAAGCCAACGAGUAACCCAUUCUUCUACGUUUUCCUUGAGCAAAUACUGGGAGUCACCAUUUGUACAGAAAACCCUGAACUGGUGUCUCCUCCGAAACGACAUCACAGUAACAGUGCCCUCGGUUGUCUGGGAAAGCAUGGACAUAUUUUUGUGAGCGUUUAAACAGGUGUGCUUCUAUUUUCGCUGCAAUUUGUUCCAAGGGGAUGUCAACUGCAUGUAUAUAGUUACCCACAUUUUCGAACAAAAGUUGCAAAAUAUGUGUGUCUAACGAAAUACUCAAAUGGUAAGGAGUUGCACAAGCUGUAAUUACUACAAAUAUGUGCCAGGGAGUGGUGGGUGGGAGAUGAUCGAAAUUCAAACUGCCCGUCCCUGGAAAUUGGAAAAUGGAAGGUGGGUCGGCAUCCAUUCUCAUAUAAGUUCUGUUUUGGAUGUUCGAGUUCCAAAUAACCUAAAGUAAAUAUGCAAAGGAGAGGGGAUGGGGUCUCCCCACCGGAGGAAGGACAAACGGCUCAACCCUCCCCCCAA